This is a messenger RNA of Hyposmocoma kahamanoa, 1011 nucleotides long. RefSeq lists its product as uncharacterized. Bases 199 to 924 code for a protein of 241 amino acids. The record is from RefSeq and is a predicted model, not a curated record. Gene Ontology annotation, molecular function: DNA binding. Lineage: Eukaryota; Metazoa; Arthropoda; Insecta; Lepidoptera; Cosmopterigidae. The transcript has 4 exons.
AACGGAACAAAUGAUAAUGCAGACCGACGUCGGAAUAGAUCCAGCGCGGCAUGGGAAUAUUUCGAAAUAAAGGACCCGCAUAAAAAAAUCGCCGCAUGCACCGUUUGUGGGGCGAAGUGUUCUUAUAGAGCAUCUGUUAGUAAUUUGACGAAACAUGCGCGGAGGAAGCAUGGAUUGGGACCUUUUAGGAGUAGCAGCAUGGAUAAGUCCGAUGGAGAACAGGAAGCUAGUGAUGUGGAACAGAAUAACCCAGCGCCGCCAACGGGGACAGUCAUGCGCGCGCAGCGUUCCAUAGUAUGGCUGUAUUUCAAAUGCGUAGACCCAGAAAGUAAAUACUCUCGGUGCCUAAUCUGCAAAAAGAUUUUAUCGCAUUCGACCACUUUGACUAAUUUGAAGAAACACCUCGCGAGGAAGCAUCCUGAUGUCAAGAUUCCGGAAAGGGAGGAUGGGCGCAAACGCAUUCUCCUAUCAUCCGGUGGGGAACUUUACGAAGUCGAAACAAAUUCAAAGUUGGAUGACGAUGAGAUUUUGGCCCAUGACGACGAUACACAGCACGACCAAACAGUAGAGAUGGACACGGUCUACUUAGAAGAUUUCGAUGCUCUGGACACGACACCGCUUAAGAAAAAGCAGCGCCAAGCAAAAGCGGAAAAAACUAAAAUUCCCGAAUUCGAGAGUAGCUCGGAAGACGAAAUUACAUUUUCCAACAAAUUUACAAAGAAAAAAUGCGAUUCCCUAGACCAUUUCGGGAAAUAUCUAGUCUCCCUGCUAAGAAAUCUACCACGCGAAACGUCAAAUACGCUACAAGCAGAUUUUGUGAAACAAAUAAUGUCGGUCCAAACUAGUGAUGCGCCCAUCACUGCUACUGACACAUACUCGACUGUUACUGAUAUAUUUGAUCAGAAGGGUGAUAAAAUUAAUUAAUAAAUAACAACUAGUUGAUUAACUUGUAUGCUUGAGAAAUGCUUUAAAAAAAAUACUGUGGUAUUAUUUACGCAUCGGUCGACGUGU